AUAAGUUCUACCAUUUCCACUAGAGAGAGAGAGAAAGAGUUUAGUAGGAAGAAACUCUGGCUGUUCUGUCUCUCAUAUAUAUCUCAUAUAUAGAGAGACAGAGAGAGAUUUACUGCAAAUUCCAUAUAUGAAUUGACAAGUCCGAGGAGAGAGAGAGAGAGAGAGAUUAGGAUGAAGGACUGGGCUUCACCGAUUGUGGCCUUAACUUUGUUCGCGCUGCUAACUCCAGGGUUGAUUUUCCAGCUACCUGGGAAACACAGGGCUGUGGACUUCAUGAACAUGAAAACCAGUCUCAUUUCAAUAGUGGUACACUCCUUCAUUUUCGGAUUGCUUCUGAUGUUAUUCAUCGUCGUUUUGCAUAUCCAUGUCUAUGUAUAAAUGUGGUUUGGUGCAUCAUUGUGCUAUGAAAAAAAAACAUGUUUGGUAAUAUGAGUGAGAAAAGUU
This is a messenger RNA of Amborella trichopoda, 444 nucleotides long. Its product is annotated as DUF3339-domain containing protein. NCBI's taxonomy places the organism in Eukaryota, Viridiplantae, Streptophyta, Magnoliopsida, Amborellales, Amborellaceae. The record is from RefSeq and is a predicted model, not a curated record.